ACCGGUGGGCUGCCCGCCCGCCCGCCCGCCCGCCCGCCGAGGUCCCCGCGACAUCGCGGAGCUGCGGGGGCGACGCGCCUGGGCCCCGGAGGAUGUGACGGGCCCGAGCGGCGCGGAGCCGGGCCGCGGACGGGGUACACGCCAUGAAGCUAAAGAAGCAGGUGACUGUGUGUGGGGCAGCGAUCUUCUGCGUGGCCGUCUUCUCACUCUACCUUAUGCUGGACCGUGUUCAGCAUGAUCCAUCUCGGCACCAGAAUGGAGGCAACUUUCCCCGGAGCCAAAUUUCUGUGCUACAGAACCGCAUCGAACAGCUGGAGCAGCUGCUGGAGGAGAACCACGAGAUCAUCAGCCAUAUCAAAGACUCGGUGUUGGAGCUGACGGCCCACGCUGAGGGCUCGCCCGCACUGCUGCCCUACCACACGGCCAAUGGCUCCUGGGUGGUGCCACCUGAGCCACGGCCCAGCUUCCUCUCCGUCUCCCCGCAAGACUGCCAGUUCGCACUGGGGGGCCAGGGCCAGAAGCCAGAGCUGCAGAUGCUGACGGUGUCCGAGGAGCUGCCUUUUGACAACGUGGAUGGUGGCGUGUGGAAGCAGGGCUUUGACAUCUCCUACAGCCCGCACGACUGGGACGCGGAGGACCUGCAGGUGUUUGUGGUUCCCCAUUCGCACAACGACCCAGGCUGGGUCAAGACCUUCGACAAGUACUACGCGGAGCAUACGCAGCACAUUCUCAACAGCAUGGUGACCAAGCUGCAGGAGGACCCCCGGCGCCGCUUCCUCUGGGCCGAGGUUUCCUUCUUCGCCAAGUGGUGGGACAAUAUCAGCACCCAGAAGAGGAACGCCGUGCGCAGGCUGGUCGGGAACGGGCAGCUGGAAAUGGCAACGGGCGGCUGGGUGAUGCCUGACGAGGCCAACUCGCACUAUUUCGCGCUCAUUGACCAGCUCCUCGAGGGUCACCAGUGGCUGGAGCGGAACCUUGGUGCCACCCCGCGCUCGGGCUGGGCCGUGGACCCGUUCGGGCACAGCUCCACCAUGCCCUACCUGCUGCGGCGUGCCAACAUCAGCAGCAUGCUUAUCCAGAGAGUUCACUACAUCAUCAAGAAGCAUUUCUCUGCCACCCACAGUCUGGAGUUCAUGUGGAGGCAGACGUGGGACUCGGACGCCAGCACGGAUAUCCUCUGCCACAUGAUGCCUUUCUACAGCUACGACAUCCCCCACACCUGUGGCCCCGACCCCAAGAUCUGCUGUCAGUUUGACUUCAAACGCUUGCCCGGUGGCCGCAUCAACUGUCCCUGGAAGGUGCCGCCUCGGACUAUCACGGAGGCCAAUGUGGCCGAGAGGGCCACCCUGCUCCUGGACCAAUACCGUAAGAAGUCACGGCUCUUCCGCACCAACGUGCUCCUGGUCCCACUGGGCGACGACUUCCGCUAUGACAAGCCCCAGGAGUGGGACGCUCAGUUCUCCAACUACCAGCGGCUCUUCGACUUCCUCAACAGCAAGCCCGAGCUGCACGUGCAGGCCCAGUUCGGCACCCUGUCCGAGUACUUUGACGCGCUCUACAAGAAGACGGGCGUGGAGCCGGGCGUCCGGCCUCCCAGCUUUCCUGUGCUAAGCGGGGACUUCUUCUCCUACGCCGAUCGGGAGGACCACUACUGGACUGGCUACUUCACCUCCCGACCGUUCUACAAGAGCCUGGACCGGGUCCUGGAAGCUCACCUGCGCGGUGCUGAGAUCCUCUACAGCCUGGCUGUGGCGCACGCCCGACGCUGCCAGCUAGCCAGCCAGUACCCACUCUCCAACCUGGCGCUGCUCACAGAUGCACGGCGUGCCCUGGGGCUAUUCCAGCACCAUGAUGCCAUCACAGGCACUGCCAAGGAGGCUGUGGUGGUGGACUACGGGGUCAGGCUACUUCGUGCGUUGCUGGGCCUGAAGCAAGUUAUCGUCAAUGCGGCUCAUUUCCUGGUACUGGCAGACAAGGCCACCUACCGCUUCGACCCCGACACCCCCUUCCUGCAGAUGGAUGACAGCCGCGCCAGCCACGAUGCCCUGCCUGAGCUCACUGUGAUCCAGCUGGAUGCUGCGCCCCGGUACGUGGUGCUGUUCAACCCACUGGACCAGGAGCGGCUCAGCUUGGUGUCCCUGCUGGUCAACACACCCCACGUGCGCGUCUUCUCAGAGGAUGGGCAACCCCUGGCCGUGCAGGUCAGCGCCCACUGGAAGUCAGCCACUACCACGGCCCCCGACAUCUACCAGGUGUCUGUGCCCCUCCGCCUGCCUGCUCUGGGCCUGAGUGUGCUGCAGCUGCAGGCGGGCCAGGCCGGGGCCCACUCGCUGGCUUCCUCCACGAGGGUCUACCUCCACGGUCGGCGGCUGUCAGUCAGUAAGCCUGGGGCCUUCCCCCUGCGUGUCCUCGAUGCCGGCGCUGGUGACUUCUCUCUCAGCAACCAGUACAUGCAGGUCUGGUUCUCAGGCCUCACGGGGUUGCCCAAGAGUGUCCGAAGGGUAGACGAGGAGCGGGAGCACUGGCUGGGCAUGGAGCUCCUGGUGUACGGCACCCGCACAUCCAAGGACAAGAGUGGGGCCUACCUCUUCCUGCCUGAUGGCGAGGCCCAGCCCUAUGUCCCCAAGGAGCUACCCGUGCUGCGGGUCACCGAGGGCCCGUUCUUCUCCGAAGUGGCCACACACUAUGAGCACGUCCACCUGGUGGUCCGGCUCUAUAACCUGCCAGGGGUGGAGGGGCUGUCCCUGGACGUGUCGUGCCUGGUGGACAUCCGGGACUACGUGAACAAGGAGCUGGCCUUGCGCGUGCACACAGACAUCAAGAGCCAGGACGUCUUCUUCACCGACCUCAAUGGUUUUCAGGUGCAGCCCCGGCGCCGUCUUCGGAAGUUGCCUCUGCAGGCCAACUUCUACCCGAUGCCCGUCAUGGCCUACAUCCAGGAUGCCCAGAGCCGCCUCACUCUACACACAGCCCAGGCGCUUGGCGUGUCCAGCCUCAGUGAUGGCCAGCUGGAGGUGAUUCUGGACCGGCGUCUGAUGCAAGAUGACAACCGGGGCCUUGGCCAAGGACUCAAGGACAACAAGAAGACCCGUAAUCACUUCCGACUCCUGUGGGAGCGCCGCCAGGUGACCUCCAGCCACCAGGUGCCCGAGCCCCUGACCACCAGCUACCCAUCCCUCCUCAGCCAUCUGACAGCAGCGCACCUCAGCGCACCCGUGCAGGCCCUGCCUGUGGCCCUGGGCCAGACCCCUGGGCCUAGCCUGCGCUCCUUCCACCCGCUGGGGUCCCCACUGCCCUGCGACUUCCACCUCCUGAAUCUGCGUUCGCUGCCAGCCGAGGAGGAAUCCUUGCCCUCAGGGGAAGCCGCUCUCAUCUUACACCGGAAAGGUUUUGACUGUGGCCUUGAGGCCAAGAACUUGGGCUUCAACUGUACCACCAGCCAAGGCAAGGUGGCCCUGGGAACCCUCUUCCAGGGCCUGGACGUGACCUUCCUGCAGCCCAGCUCACUGACCUUGCUGUACCCACUGGCCUCGCCCUCCAACAGCACGGACAUCUACCUGGAGCCCAUGGAGGUGGCCACGUUCCGGCUGCGCCUGGGCUAGGCUGCCCAUUGGAGCCCCAACAUGGAGACACCUGGGCCCGGGUCUCAUCUACCUCUCAGAGCUGGGAUGACUGGCCCGCCCGCUCACUUGUUGCUUCCGGGUGGGAGCAGCUCCCACACUUGGGAUGUCGAGCUGCGCAGAGAUAAGGUGGGGGGCCCUGGGAAGCCUCCAUUUCGGGUCAGGAGGCCCAGGCCCUAGUGCAAUGGAGGAGCCAAGAGGGAAAGGAGUCACCAGGAGGCGCUGCCGCCCAGGGUUGUACCAGAGAUACGGCCACUGUGCUCUGCGGCUGUGCCUGGAGGGAGCUGUGGGUGUGAAAAAACUUGUGCAGGGAGCAGAAACCCCUUUUGGUCCGAGUGCAGACUUGGGGGUUGGUGGUAAGGGUGGGGGACCCUCCCUGGCUCCUGGACUCAGUCCCACUGUACCCAAGUCCUUUCUGGCCCAGGGGUGCUAGGGUGGCACAUUUUUUUCUCCCUGCCAUGGAAGCCCCAGUGCGUGGCAGUGUGGAAAGGCUCUCAGGUCCCUGGCAGCCUGGGGAGC
Messenger RNA from Suncus etruscus (white-toothed pygmy shrew), 4139 nucleotides. It is a transcript of the gene MAN2A2, whose product is annotated as mannosidase alpha class 2A member 2. The coding region runs from base 144 to 3602 and encodes 1152 amino acids. The record is from RefSeq and is a predicted model, not a curated record. Gene Ontology annotation, biological process: mannose metabolic process; N-glycan processing; protein deglycosylation. The transcript is spliced from 23 exons. Gene Ontology annotation, molecular function: carbohydrate binding; alpha-mannosidase activity. Gene Ontology annotation, cellular component: Golgi membrane. Lineage: Eukaryota; Metazoa; Chordata; Mammalia; Eulipotyphla; Soricidae.